Molecule: messenger RNA, 234 nt
Organism: Ilex paraguariensis (yerba mate)
Lineage: Eukaryota; Viridiplantae; Streptophyta; Magnoliopsida; Aquifoliales; Aquifoliaceae
Source: the annotation of a GenBank genome assembly
AUGUUUUGGAGAAUCCAACUUAUUCCUGAGAUGCUGAAAAAGAUGGUUAUUGAUGCAGCAGGAAGUCUUUGGCCCACCAUGACCAUCGUAUACACCAACAAAGAUUCCAUAUGGGACAGAACCAAGCAAGAACAAGAAGCCAAACUCAACCUGCCAGUUUCAGCCAGAGCCUUAGCUGUGGCCAGACCCAACCCCGAGGACACUCCAAUGAUCACGACACAUCCUUUUCUUAAG